Rhododendron vialii is the source of this 1786-nucleotide messenger RNA. RefSeq lists its product as uncharacterized. NCBI's taxonomy places the organism in Eukaryota, Viridiplantae, Streptophyta, Magnoliopsida, Ericales, Ericaceae. Bases 198 to 1466 code for a protein of 422 amino acids. The record is from RefSeq and is a predicted model, not a curated record. The transcript is spliced from 13 exons. Gene Ontology annotation, molecular function: protein binding.
UUAUUGUCAUUUGAUUUUAUUUUUGGUAACUCCUGUGAGUUGUAAAAUGUGGGGCAUCGGAAAUCCCUAAUUGCCGAAAAAUUCAACGACAAAACGACUUGUUCAUACGUCUCUCUCUCUCUCUCUCUCUUGUCCAACAGUCUGUCUGCACUAGGAGUAUAGACUACUCGAGGAUUUGAGGUUUUCUUCUGCGUAACAUGAGCAAUCAGAGCCAAGGCGAAGUCGACGCAGCAAACGUAAUGGCUUCGGCCAUGAAAGCUGCGGAAGAUCUGUACAACAUUCGCGACACCUAUUUCCCAUCAAAUCCAGAUGACAAAAUCUCCCGUCUCCAAGCCCACUCAGAUCUCGCUCUCAACCUCCUCGAUUCCAUUCCUUCAGAGCAAAGGAAAUUACCUAUGCAACGUGCAACGUAUGAAUAUUUGAGAGGAAAGAUAUUGGAUGUGUUUCCUGAAUAUAGGAAAGAAGCAGAAGAUCAUCUCUCAAAAGCUGUAAAGUUGAGUCCGUCUCUUGCAGAUGCUUGGCUAUGCUUGGGUAACUGCAUUUGGAAGAAGGGAGAUCUACCUUCAGCAAAGAACUGCUUUACACUUGCACUAAGCAAGGGUCCAAAUAAAAAGAUACUUAGUCAAUUAUCAAUGCUCGAAAGAAGAAUGGCUCAAGGUGCUGAAAAUCAGGCAGAGAUUGUCGAGGAGAGCAUCAAACAUGCAAAGGAAGCUAUAAUGCUGGAUGUGAAGGAUGGAAACUCUUGGUACAACCUAGGAAAUGCCUGCCUCACAUGUUUUUUUGUGACUGGAGCAUGGGAUCACAGCAAACUUCUGCAAUCUUUAAAAGCAUACCAAAAUGCUGAGAAAGACGAGAGCAUGAAUUCCAAUCCCGAUCUCUAUUUCAAUUGUGCCACAGUAAACAAAUAUCUAGAGAACUAUGAGAGGGCUCUCAGUGGAUUCGAAGCUGCUGCCUCAAGGGAUCCUGGUCUCAAUUCUACUGAGGAGGUUCGCAAGAUAGUCAACCUUCUAGACAAGUUGGAGUCUUUGUUGAGGGGACAAACUAAAGCAAAACGACUUAAUUCUUUGGCAUCAUCUCUGGCUGCAGUUAACUUGAACCCUUCAUACAGAAAAGCCACUGUAGGCAUUCUCUCGGACGGCCUGAAUAAAAAAGUUGCAAUUAUUGGGAAGGUGUUGUUCUUUGUUAAGCAUGAGAAUGUGGCUCCUUUAUACUACUUGGUUUGUGAUUCAGAUCAAAGUUGCUAUGUUCUCUCGGUCUAUGGGAUACGCGAUGAGGCGAUUAAAGAAGGAGAUCAGCUCACAUUGUUGGAGCCUAAUUACCAUGAUGUUGAUUUUUCUUGGAACAGGAAGGCGUACAGGUUCAAUUCAGUCCGUGUGGAUUUCUUGGAACAAGUUAUUGUGAAUGGGAAAGCUAUAUCUUCUACCCAAGCAGUUCGGACAGCAAUUCUUGCUCAACAUAAACCUUGAAAAAGGUUUAGUCAUUGGCUGCUGCAAUAGUUCGAUUUUUGUGAAUGUGAUGUAAAAAAAGAAUAGGGUUAGGAAGAGAGGAAAUAAUGAAUACAGUUAGUCGUUGCCACUAGUUCAAUUACAGCGGUAACAGAAGUGCGGUAACUUCUGCUUGUACUCUUUGUUUGAUUUUCCAAAAAUCUCAUUCUUUUGCUCAUGGGUAUUUGUAUUUGAUGUAGUAUAUUUUACCAUCCAUGAACUACAAAACAAAUGCGGUUUCUAUGCAGUGUUAAUGCCUGUAAAUUUGAGACACGAUAUCAAUCAGACUUUCAACCUUGGCA